Camellia sinensis is the source of this 786-nucleotide messenger RNA. NCBI's taxonomy places the organism in Eukaryota, Viridiplantae, Streptophyta, Magnoliopsida, Ericales, Theaceae. The record is from RefSeq and is a predicted model, not a curated record.
AUGCCUGACAUUGCUGUGGAGGAUGCCUCUUUACCCGAUUCUUCUACUGUCCAGGAAGAGGACCUUACUCAUGCUUUUCUAGGUGGACCGACUGAUCCAUCAAUACUGCGGAGUUUCAAUAGUCAUGUCGCUGCAACUGUUUGUCACGGGGAGGAACGAGGGCCCCUAAAGUGUCAUAAUCACUCUUCGAAGAUCCUUGCAUGGCCAUGGUGGUCAGUAGACAACAACACCAGAUUCAAAGCCAUUAUUGAGCAGUCUGGGCUGUCACAGUUAGCUCAUUGCACUUAUCGGUUCGUCAACAAGCUUCUAAUCUCCAGUUUUGUUGAGAGAUGGCAACCUGAGACGAACACAUUUCACAUGACAGUUGGUGAGAUGACCUUGACCCUGGAUGAUGUUGGCACUAUUCUUGGCCUUCCCAUUGUAAGCAAAUCAGUCAGCGUUCCAGAUAUGAUAGAUCAUCAUGGAGUUACACUACUGGUUUAUGGCUUGGGGAUUAUUGAACGUGUAGCACAUGAAGAGGUUUCUACUUCUGAUUUAGACCCAGAGGAGGCUAUGCAGUGCGCUACUAGAGCUUAUUUGCUGUUUCUGUUGGGAUGUACGCUCUUCAGUGACAAGAGUGGCGGCAGGGUUCCUGUUGUUUACCUUGGCUUAUUGAUGGAUUUGGGAUCCAUUCAUACUUACGCCUGGGGUGCUGCUGCAUUAGCAUUUUUAUACAGACAGUUAGGGCAUGCUAGCCGGUCUGGUGUUAAGCAGAUGGGUGGUUAUAUGACUCUUUUGGAGGCGUAG